CAGUGGCUGUGCUGGCGAGCAGAGGACGGCUGCAAUCAGUCAUUGUUGGUAGCCGGGGCGCGCUGGACGUCCGUGCAGGAGGCUCGGCCGCUCGCGACACUUCCUACAUCGAUGUGACGAGCUCAUAGCUCCAGUGCUGUCUUCCUUUAUUCCUAUUUUAUUUUCGUCGACGGUGAGUGUACGGGCAGUGCAGUAAACAUGUCGGCUAACGUGAUAUUCGGCUGCGUGAUGGCGCUUCUCAUCAUUUUAUUCACAAUAAGUAGCAUAGCAAGAUAUUAUAUUAAGUUUACCCUGUUCCUGGUGUGCUCCAUGAUAUUCGCCACGGCGCCCAUACCGCUCAUGCUGAUCAAACCCUUCAGUCCCAAGAAUGCCUUGAUCCCGGCGGCGCUGCUGCGGCUGAGCGCGCGCGUGCUGGGCAUCCGCUGGACGGUGCGCGGGCUGGAGCACGUGGACAACUCGCGCGGCGCCGUCGUGCUCAUCAACCACCAGAGCGGACUGGACCUCUAUGUGCUGGCGGUGCUGUGGCCGCUGCUGGAGCGCUGCACGGUGGUGUCCAAGCGCUCCAUCCAGUACGCGGCGCCCUUCGGCACGGCCGCCUGGCUGUGGGGCACGGUGUUCGUGGACCGCGGCGCCCGCAGCGCCCGCGACGCGCUCAAUAAGCAGACUGACGCUAUACAGCAGCAGAAGCGCAAGUUGCUGCUGUUCCCCGAAGGCACGCGGCACUGCGGCGACCGUCUGCUCCCCUUCCGCAAGGGAGCCUUCCACGUGGCCAUGGACGCGCGCGCCGCCAUCCAGCCCGUCGUCGUCUCCAAGUACCACUUCCUCGACUCGGAGAGGAAACGCUUCGGAUCAGGUGAGGUGAUAAUAAGCCUGCUGCCGAUCAUCGAGACGGAGGGUCUGUCGAAGGACGACCUGGAGAGCCUGAUGAAGAAGACGCAGGAUGCCAUGCAGGACGAGUUCACGCGCAUCUCCGCGGAGACGCUCUCUAACCGCUACGCCACCGCCGCCGCCGGCAACUGACUCGAUUAGGUACACUUUAAAAUUAAAUUUUGUGAAAAAGAGCUGUGAUAGACAUAACUGCUAAUCUGCAUAAUAAGGUAUGUAUGUAACAAGGGGUCCAUUCCAUUAUUUACCAGUUGUGACUGUGUUUUAUAAUGUAAAUGUAAAUCUUCAUUUAUUAUUGUUAUUUAUAAAGUACUGUUUUGAAAGUAGGCAUAGAACGCAGGAAUAAUUACUGUUGAUACCGUAAUCCUGUCGAUUGCAAUAUGUAAACCGUACGAACACAGAUGGUAUUAGUUUAAACAGUCCCAAAGCCAAAGUAGACACCAUCAUUCAUGUUAUAAUUUAUAUUAAUUAAUUACCUUAGGCAGUAUAAACACGACCAAUGACAUUUUGAGGUUGAUUUUCUAAUAAUAAGUAAGUAAUAGAUGUUAUUGUUGUUUACAAGAUAAAAUAUUUAUUAAACAAUUAAUUUUUAA
Molecule: messenger RNA, 1478 nt
Organism: Plutella xylostella (diamondback moth)
Lineage: Eukaryota; Metazoa; Arthropoda; Insecta; Lepidoptera; Plutellidae
Source: RefSeq, a predicted model, not a curated record